Alternaria burnsii is the source of this 1503-nucleotide messenger RNA. RefSeq names its product fad-containing monooxygenase. The transcript has 6 exons. Gene Ontology annotation, molecular function: N,N-dimethylaniline monooxygenase activity; NADP binding; flavin adenine dinucleotide binding. The record is from RefSeq and is a predicted model, not a curated record. The coding region runs from base 1 to 1503 and encodes 500 amino acids. Lineage: Eukaryota; Fungi; Ascomycota; Dothideomycetes; Pleosporales; Pleosporaceae.
AUGACAAAGAUCGUUGAGAGAACCAUGAAAGAGAAGCGCCACAUUAUUAUCAUCGGUGCUGGCGUCUCUGGUAUUCUACUUGGCUGCGCGUGCGAUGUACCAAGUGACAUAUACCAAUACUCCUUUGCGCCCACGAAGGAUUGGUCCAAAUUAUUCGCAUCGUCUGGGGAGAUCCAAAGUUACCUAUCGCACGUUGUGGAUCACUUUGACCUGGCUCAUCACAUCGAGUUCAAGACAACGGUGACAAGAUCUGCCUGGUCUGAGCAGGAAAGCAAAUGGCUAGUCGACACCGAAUGCAAUGGUAUUGUCAACAAGGGCAGGAAAGCAGAUGUCCUGAUUAAUGCAGCCGGAAUCUUGAACCACUAUCGGUAUCCCGAUAUACCUGGGCUAGAUAGCUACAGGGGUCGUCUGAUACAUACCGCGGACUGGGAUCAUUCGAUCGAUCUAGCGGGGAAGAGGGUGAGUGUUAUCGGAGCAGGUGCGAGCGCCGUGCAAGUCAUACCGCAGAUCCAGCCUCUCGUCAAAGAACUUUCAGUAUACAUCCGAACCCCAUCCUGGAUCACGAGCCUGCCCGACAGUUUCGAGGGAGUCGACAACAACUCCCACAACACCGCAGGUUACCUCCAACGCUGCAAGAGCCUUGAGAGCUACUACAACAAACUCUUUCCUGUCUUUUACCGGGACUCGAAAACACAGACGCAGAAGCGCGAAGAGCUUGAACUAUGGAUGAGAGAACGUAUCGCAGACCCUUCACUGCGCAAGAACCUCAUUCCGAAUUAUGAACUCGGCUGCCGUAGAAUCAGUCCUGGAGAGCCAUUUCUACAAGCUCUACAAAAACCAAAUGUCACUUGUAUAUUCAGCCCCAUCCUGACGUGUCAGCCAGAAGGUCUCGAGACGCAGGACGGCAUCGAGACAUCAGAUGUCAUCAUCGCGGCCACGGGAUUUGACACGUCUUUCCGCCCACGGUUCCCCUUAUUGGGUCGCAAUGGAAUAGAUCUUAGGGAUCUGUGGAAGGACGAUCCGAUUUCGUACAUGGGGCUCGGGUGUGCGGAAUUUCCGAACUACUUGUCUAUGCUCGGCCCCAAUUGCCCAGUUGCGAACGGUAGUUUGAUAGGUAGUCUGGAAGCCAUGGCGGAUUUCUUCGUACGACUUCUCAAGCGCGUAGACAGCUUUGGCGUCGCUACGUUCAUGCCGGACAAGGGCGCACAGGAAGACUUCAAUCUGCAGGUUGAGGAGUUCAUGCAAGGAGCUGUAUGGACGGGCAAUUGCACAAGUUGGUACAAACGCGGCAAAGGGGGGAGGAUAACAGCUGUGUGGCCUGGGAGUAGCCUCCAUUACCGUGAGGUACUUGAGCAGGAUCGCUGGGAGGACUGGAAUUGGACUUAUCGUGGCAGACGAUAUGGGAUAUGGGGUAAGGGGGAGUCUGCUGUUGAGAAGGCCGGUGGUGAUCACAGCCAUUACCUAGAGCAUGGACCAUUACUACGAAUGUCUUCCCUCGCUUGA